AUGUCCUUUAAUACUUUCGUACAACACAUUAAAUCUGAAUCAUUCCUGCAGCUUGGUUUUUGGAAAUCUAAUAAAACUGGUAUUCCGUGUAAUCCAAUUCAUUGGUUCCAGUUUGCAGACGACGCCGCUGUCAUUAGUAGCCAAGAAAAAGAAAAUCAAAUCCUACUCAAUCGCUUCUCGGUAUGGUGUCAAUGGGCCAAUAUGAUUAUACGUGUUGACAAGUGCUCUACGUUCGGUAUUAAAAAACACUCAUCUAAAUCUGUUCAAUAUCAACCUAAAUUGUUUGUUAACCACCUACUUGUACCCCGUACCGAAACUGGUGAAUCUUUCCGCUACCUUGGUCGUUAUUUUAAUUUCAACAUGUCAGAUGAAAAACACCAAUCGGAUAUAUGUGACUUGUUUAAUAAUAUCAUAUCUAAAAUAGAUGAAUUACAUUUGCACCCCCGAAAUAAAAUCCUGCUAUACAGUCGCUACUUGCUCUCGAAAAUCUCAUGGGACUUCACAAUAACUGAUAUAUCUCAAACAUGGGUUUGCGAGACUUUGGACGGUAUUGCUACUAAAUAUAUACGAAAAUGGCUCGAAUUGCCAAUAUCUGCAACUCUAAGCAAUGUCUAUCUCCCCUACAACAAAUUUGGUUUAAAUGUCAUUCUACCUUCAACGAAGUUUAUACAGUGCCAAACUGUCUCACGCUCAGCUUUAAAGUCAUCGAUAAAUGAAAACAUACGUGAAUUAUGGUCAAUAACAAGCACCAAUAGGAACAUUCAGUACGACAUUUACUCAAACACAAAAGAUGUAUUGAAGGCAUUUAGACAAAAAAAAGCGAACAGCGACUACAAAAUAACCUAA
This is a messenger RNA of Paramuricea clavata, 846 nucleotides long. The record is from the annotation of a GenBank genome assembly. Lineage: Eukaryota; Metazoa; Cnidaria; Anthozoa; Malacalcyonacea; Plexauridae.